Messenger RNA from Eremothecium cymbalariae DBVPG#7215, 2562 nucleotides. RefSeq names its product gamma-tubulin-complex subunit SPC97 (gene SPC97). Gene Ontology annotation, cellular component: spindle pole; mitotic spindle pole body; gamma-tubulin small complex. Gene Ontology annotation, molecular function: gamma-tubulin binding; microtubule minus-end binding. The transcript has a single exon. Lineage: Eukaryota; Fungi; Ascomycota; Saccharomycetes; Saccharomycetales; Saccharomycetaceae. Gene Ontology annotation, biological process: spindle assembly; microtubule nucleation; mitotic cell cycle. Bases 1 to 2562 code for a protein of 853 amino acids. The record is from RefSeq and is a predicted model, not a curated record.
AUGGAAGUGAAAAAAGUUCAAGAUGUGGUUUACUUAGUGCUGCCGCCAAAAGGCGUUGGUGAGAGUAGUGGGAGCCAUAGCUUUUUCACGAGGCUAUCUAACUAUCAGCCUAUAACGCAUACACAACUUAAGAUCAAGUCGUAUCCGCUGGACCAAAUCAAAGAUCAAUCAGUGCAGGAGUCUCUUGUGAUUCGAGAUCUACUAAAUGUAUUAUUGGGGCUUGAAGGAGUGUAUAUUCGGUAUAAUAAUAGUUAUGAUCCUUCUUCGAGAAGUGGUGGGACGAUGGCAUACGACAUUGUAGGUCCGGAUUACAAAAUUGCCAAAAACAUGGAUCCAUCUUUGAAGAGUGUUGCCAAGAGGAUUAGUAAAGUAGGAAGGUUAUAUGUGCUUUUGAAUGAGUUUAUGGCUCGUUUUGAACAGACGCGGUAUGGUUCUAUAAUCCACCGAUUGUGCUUUGUUGUGAGAAGGUUUUUACAGGAUGAGUACUUGCCAUUCGUAGUAGGGAAGCUUGAGCGUUGGUUUCAAGAGGAUUGCCGGUUUGGCAUCCGGAUAAUGGAGCAGACUUUGAAUGAAGAAAUUGUUUACAGGGCUAGGGUGUUGUAUGAACUGGUUGCCAGUGUGAUCAAGGAGAUGGGAAGGAGAGAUAAAAUAGACCUUGUAGAAGCUGACUUUGAAAACUUCAUGCAAGAUUUAAAGAUGGGCGGUGACGCUGGUGCGUUUAACGAUAUCAGUGCAAAUGGGCUUCUGAUAACCGAUACGAGGGUUUCCCCAGUAGCCAAGGGGGGAAUAGUGUUACAGAUAAUUCUUGAUAAGUUAAAGCAAAACUGGGGGGACCAACUGAACCUACAGUUCUUGCGCCGUGUUUGGAAAGAUAUAUCCGAACCUUACUGUGAAAUGUUAAAUGCUUGGUUAAUCAGAGGGGAAUUAAAAGAUCCGUACAAUGAGUUCCUUAUUAGUGACACUUCCUCAAACGUCAAUGUUACCUUGAACUCAUUGAAUAGUGAACGACUAUGGGAUACACAAUACGUAAUACGCAAGGAUGGACUCACUGAACAAUUUCAUGAUCGCCAAUUACAAUAUAAAGUGCUUAUGACAGGUAAACUAUUGAACUUGUUCAAGCGUAGUUGCGGUUUAGCAACUCUAAAACCCGAGCUUGACCCUCCUCAGAACGAGAUUGCAAAGGAGCUUCCUGAAGGUACCCAAUUGCUUGUAUAUGUUGAUAAAUGGUAUCAACGGGCGAAUCAAAUGUGCUGGGAAUUGCUUCAAGACGGCUACCAGCUUCCGAGAUUUAUGUCCCAGUUGCACCGUCAUUUCAUGCUCUAUAGUUGUGGCGAAUUCAAAAACAAGUUUUUUGUCAAGUCCAUGGUUGAGUUAACUCGUAGUAAAUCGGAAACUAUUCAACUUAAAUUACAAAGAGUGUGGCAACAAUAUCAACGUUACACAUCUUCAGGAAAAGAUGAUCUUGUGUUACAAUUAAUGAACCUUAGAUUGGACAAUAUGAGUUUGGCGGAUGUGAUCACACAAUUUGAAGAAGCCGAGGAUGAGGUACCGAAUAAUCAAAAUGGUCAUACUAACGCACACGACCACGGCGACAGCAAUAGUACUGGAACUGGUGGUGUGAUCGACGGUACUGGUGCAAGUACCCAAGCUGAUGCUAGUAAUAUGACACGCCGCAACAGCGCCGCGCGAAGUAACCGGAACUCCUUGUUAGAGGCGCGCAACUUUAACAGCUUAAAGGACAUGUUGCUGCGAGAACUGGAUCAUGGUUCUGCAUCAGCUGCUACACCAGAUGCCAUGGAUACAACGGAUGUAACCCGCAAAAACAAGCUUCAUAGCAUCCAUUAUCUACAGUUCGAAAUAGUUGUCCCAUUUCCAUUAAAUGCACUCGUCUCUAAACCUUUUGUCGUUGAAUACCAGAUAAUUCAACGGCAUCUAUUAAUUCUUCACUAUUAUAACCGUCUACUAGAAGAUACGUGGUUCGAAACUAAUAAGGUUUGGCCAGCGCGAAUUCGUGUUCCUUCAAUGAAAAACUGUCUAAAGCGUUGUAGAUCUAUCCAUAACAGACUCGCACAACUCGUUAAAGUACUUUCCGAAUAUGCCGCGCACGAUGUCAUCACACCCGAUUGGCGUCAGUUAUCUGACGUUCUCAACGGCCCUUCGGUUUCUUUCUCUCGACUACAGCUCGCAGUACAUGACUACCUUGCAAAUGUCAUGGCCGCAAAUCUCCUAACUGACACCGACCUCCAUCGCCUGCUAAUGCAGAUAUUAGAAAUUGUCCACCGCUACUGUAAGUUCCUCUCUGCUCUUCGCCCAGCCCUCGCCAAUACACCUGCGCUUUCUGCAUCGUCCGCCGCGUACACAGGUACAGACGACGCAUCUCCGGACACACCGGUACCGUACAACCUACUGUCCGACUGGGACCGCUACCUGAAAAAGGUUUCCAACGCUCUUCGAGAUCAUAUUCGAGCGCUCAUCGAAGGAAUUAAACAUCAUAGUCAGAGAGGUCAGACUGCCCCCCGGGUAUUGUUGUUGGUAGAGCGUUUGUCUGCUUUCGUUUAUUGA